AGUACUCUUUGUCAGACCGAUGAAAUCGAGAGAACAAAAACCCUUGAAGAAACUAGUACCAGAUGGAGGCCGUGGGUGGUGCAGACAGUGAUGACGAAGAGAACAGCGGCGUUGGUAAUACUAACUCGAACAGCGACCACGAGCGCGAAGACGCGACCGGUAGAACAAAUUCCUCAACGGCCACGGUGCAGUGGGGCUCGCGGCUGAAAUUGGUGUCGUUUGCUCGGGUGACGAAGACAAAGGAAACCACCACCACUAUUGCGAGGAAAAAUCCCCCCUUUCCAUACCAAAACGGGAUACUUCUGAAAAUUUGUGAUGCUGAUUUGAGACCCCAAAUCGUCUCUGUAUUGCAAGAAUGCAAAUCUGAUGCUGAUUUGAGACCCCAAAUCGUCUCUGUAAGGCAAAUGCAAAUCCAAAAACCUCUACCUCGCCGCGUUCUGCAGGCAGUUUGUCGUGCUGUAUGGCCUACGAAGGAUAUGCCUGCCGUGCUAGGCGCCUACACCGAAACGCCCCUACUCCGGCUUUGUAUCUGCCUGCAGUCUUCUACUGCAAGACAAAGCCGAUUUGUGUGCCUGUACACAAAUCCCGCGUCGCAGAUUUCCAUUUCGAUGUGGGGAGAUGGGAUCUUUCCUUUUGAUAACCACGACCGAGCAUACCACGGAAGAUGCAGACGGCGACGAGGAGGAUAUAGCCUUUGGCCUAGCCGAGCAGCAAGGAACAACUACAUCAAAAUCUCAUCAUGAAAAACAACCGACGAAGGCUGAUCUGUUGACGACAACACAAAAAUGCGGAAGAGACUUUUAUGUCGUGCGUAGCAGUUAUAUCAAUUUACAUGAUCAAGCAAGAGGGUUGCACACUCCGACGUCGGGCUGGCUGCCCGAUGUCGACCAGCUUCCGCUGGUUCUCUGUCCUCUAUCUAGAAUCUCCGCUUCGUCCGGGCUUGCCUGGACUCGGCGUUUUUUCAGCUCUUCGGUUCUCGGAGAGUGGAUAGUUUACGGAGGAGUGUCUCGAUGAGAAAGCGAGGCGUACUUGUACGCUUCAGGCCUUCGCUCUGGUUCUGCUUCGCAGUUCCGCCUUGUCGUUUCCGGCAUCGCCGAUCCUUAGCGUGGAUCAUUGCGAUGUACGACAAGGAAAGAGCUCCGGCGGUUCCGUCGCCAUUGAACUGCUCAAGCCAUGAGCAGGACAUAGUAGACGGCGUGCACACUGCCGCGUGCAUGUAGCCCGGCUCAGCCGGGCGCUGGGAUAUCCUUCUGACCGGGGAGGAUGUCUUGGUGGGAAGAUGGCCGAUGCGCGGCUCUUACAGUGCAAAGAGUUCGCGUGCUUCAGCUGUUUUUCAGGCUAUCUUCGGGUGGUGGUUUGAAGAAGUCGAUGACGGCUCGCGGUUCUCGCGAGUCCCACUGCUCGGGGAGUGGAGAGGUGCAGCCGCUGCGAUGCAGUGCCUGCGCCUCUUCACGCCGAAAAAGGCAUACGUCCGGCGGCAGCUUAGCCUAUGGCUGGCGCCGCUUUAUUCGGCAACACGCAACGGUCAACAGCACAGCUGAUUACAGCUGUGGCCUGCCGCUCUGUGUGUCGCGGGCGGUUCGUGCUUUUGCGCUUAGCAUCGUAAGGCGCAAUGUAGCACCACCACCAGACGUCCAAACGGACGCGGGCCGCUCGCCUGUCAUUGAUGAAGCCGCGCGAGCAGGGGCGCCGCGCUUCACUUUGACAGGAAUCCCCUACUGAAGAGCCCCACCGAAGGCCAAGGCUACUGGUAUCCAUUUAGGGCGAUGCCCGCGAGGUCAGUGACGUUGUCACUGGCCGGGGCCAGAGUAACACACUGUACACGCACAGCAUCACGCUAACGCUGACAAACACCCACGAACAAGGGGCACCCCGCGCCCGCAUACCCCCCUCGCCGAUGGCAGGGGGGCGCCCGAUGGGCUGACUAUUACUAAGCGACUUGCUGUUGCACAGACGCCGGCACAGCCGAUGGCUGUGCCGGUGAGAUGAAGGCUUCGUUCUCCCCACCACACCUCCCAGCACCUGGACGCGCAACUCCACAGGCACAGCCCCGCAGGCGCGGCGGUUACGGAAGGCUGA
Molecule: messenger RNA, 2079 nt
Organism: Amoebophrya sp. A120
Lineage: Eukaryota; Dinophyceae; Syndiniales; Amoebophryaceae
Source: the annotation of a GenBank genome assembly